Molecule: messenger RNA, 1293 nt
Organism: Necator americanus (New World hookworm)
Lineage: Eukaryota; Metazoa; Nematoda; Chromadorea; Rhabditida; Ancylostomatidae
Exons: 1
Coding region: 1-1293 (430 amino acids)
Source: RefSeq, a predicted model, not a curated record
AUGCAUAAAGAAUUUGUGAGCAAGCGCACAGUAGCGCAACAAAUUGCUUCAGUAUACGAUCCAUUAGGAUGGUAUACGCCUUUGCUAGUCAAGGCUAAAUACUUCCAACAGCAACUAUGGAAACACCAAUACGACUGGGACGAGCCACUGAAUCAAGAAGACACGCAGCAGUGGCACAAACUUAUAACCAGCAUCAACGGAUUCCAACAUAAAAUUCCUCGAAUGAUUGCCGAAUCCAACAAAACGUAUACACUCAUCACCUACACAGAUGCAAGUUCUAUAGCGAUGGCAGCAUGUACAUACCUAUCUACCGACACAAAAUCACAUAUUUUGAUGGCCAAGUCGAAAGUAUCAGACGCAAAACGGGAAAUCACAAUCCUGAAACUUGAACUAAAUGCUAUUACCAUUGGGACACGAUUGUCUUUCAAUGUCAUUCAAAGUCUCACCAAUGAAAUCCAUAUUCAUCGUAUCCUUAUUCUAUCUGACUCCGAAAUUGCACUGAAAUGGAUCGCAUCACCGAAUACUCGUUCCAGUGGCGUCUUUGUAGCAAACCGCAUCAAAGAGGUGCAAAAGGUUGUACGAGAUUUAAACUCAUUGAAAAUCUUGGUACAAUUUGGUUACAUCGACACAAACCAUAACCCAGCAGACUGUGGUACAAGAGGUCUAACGAAAGACCAGUUCUCAGCUCACAUAUGGUGGACAGGAUACACCCUUAAGCAGAUUACAGAGAACAAAAUUGCUCGAGACUUUGUAUCAAUUCCAGAUAAUGAAGGAGAAGAACUCCCGUCUUCAAUUGAAAUGCAUAUUCGGGUUACAGAGAAUGAUAACAGUGACCAAGUAACGGACAUCCUGGAGCUUGCAACUUUCAGCUUCUAUUCAAAAGCAAAAAGAAUUCUGGCUUUUGCACUGAGAUUCCUCAAAAACACGACGUCACGCCUUCGAGGAGAGCUACAAAGCAAACUCCACAGGCAUCUUUCGUGGCUUUUGAGCAAUGAACAAGGAAAUCACCUCUCAGCAAAAGAUAUCCUUGAUGCCCAGCAUGUGCUCAUAAAAAAUCACCAGAUGGUACACAUCAACAGACACUAUAAGCAAGAGCUAAGUAAAAAUUUAAAUCUGAAACAAGACAAGGCCGGCUUAUUGCGAGCUUACGGACGACUCAACAAGUCCGAUCUUAAUACACUAGCAAAAAAUCCUAUCAUCAUUGUGCCAAACACCGAUCUGAGCCGCUUAAUCAUCGACGAUGCUCAUGGGAUAUACCAUAAGGGUAUUCCGCACACUAUGUCAGAUGUUUGA